This is a messenger RNA of Lutzomyia longipalpis, 854 nucleotides long. It is a transcript of the gene sel, whose product is annotated as protein seele. Bases 164 to 757 code for a protein of 197 amino acids. Gene Ontology annotation, cellular component: endoplasmic reticulum. The transcript has 4 exons. The record is from RefSeq and is a predicted model, not a curated record. NCBI's taxonomy places the organism in Eukaryota, Metazoa, Arthropoda, Insecta, Diptera, Psychodidae.
ACAUACUAUCGGUUGCCACGCAUACAAUGAAAUUUUGAUACGACCCGCCAAUCGGAACAUGGAAACGUGUUCCAGAGGUACUUUAUAAAAAGAAAUGCUUGAUUUUCCACGGGAAUCAGUCAACGGUGCGUGUGCCAGGUAAAUUAAUCUUUUUCGGUGGAAAAUGCGGUGUGAUUUUGUGGUAAUUCUGGUCAUUUUGGGGGCUGCUUUUGUGGCUGGACAGAAGGUUGAUCCCAGGGAAGCAAAAUGCCUGAUCUGCAAGGCCACGUUAACAGAAAUGGAUAAGGCCAUCAGUAAAGUAGAUCCACGGAAAAAGGCCGAAGUGGGGAAUUUCCGGAUAGAUGCCACCGGUGAUUCAGGAGCCAAGAGGAUGGUGCCCCUUGUAAAGUCAGAAAUGUACCUGACAGAGCUGAUGGAGGAGAUCUGUGAGAGCAUGGAUGACUACGCCAAGGCGAGAUUCAAGAAAGAUGGUAAAUUCACAAUCCUCAAAUUUAUCACAGAUGAGGGAAUGAAUCCUCUUGUCAGCGAGGUGGACUUUGUCCAGGAUGGUGAUCUCAAUAAGAGCUUAAAGCACUAUUGCCUUGAGGUGCUGGAGGACUACGAAUUGGACAUCCUAAAGAUCUACAUGGCAGAUGAACCAGUCAAGGAUGCCGACUACAAAGUCUGCACGCACGCUGCCAACUACUGCGACGAUCCAGCGCCGCAGGAAGAGUACACGCUUGAGGAGGAUGAUGAGGCGGCGCGAGAGGAGCUUUGAUGGCCAAUGGAAGGUGCCUUAAAGUUUUUUUUGCAGUAUCUGCGGUAUUUUUAUAUUCAACAAUAAAUCUGUUCACAAAAAAAUUGUAAAAAGUAAA